Molecule: messenger RNA, 4725 nt
Organism: Xenopus laevis (African clawed frog)
Lineage: Eukaryota; Metazoa; Chordata; Amphibia; Anura; Pipidae
Product: adhesion G protein-coupled receptor F5
Exons: 17
Coding region: 519-3953 (1144 amino acids)
Source: RefSeq, a predicted model, not a curated record
GUCAGGUGGCAGUUCCUAGGAAGGUGGAGUAAGUGCAGAGCUUCGCAAGUAAUUGGUUUAAAGGGAUGUAGAAAAGAGAAAAGUGAUUUAUCAAGUGACAAGUGAACACAAACAUGUUAAACUGCAGGAACAGGUUUUUCUUAGAGAAGUACAAAUGGCAAAACGCAGACGUUAAUACUGGUGGAAAGGGGAUUUUCAUCCGACAUAAACUCUUCUUCACCAUCAGAUUGCUUGUGAAUGAGCCAGACUCUGCCUGGCAAUGUGAUGACAGAUUACUGCGUGUCUUUUAGUGGCGCUGGCAUAGACACAGUAUCCAGGAUUCCAGAUGAAACUUUAGUUUAACAAGUUCUACCAGGGAACAUUCUGACUGCCAGCGGGACGUCAGGAUCAUAAUUUCUCUCUCUAAAUGGAGGCGCUACAGGGGUCUCUUUGGCUUUCUCUGCAUCAGCAAUGCUGGAACGUGUGUUACAUGGAAAGAGUGAGACUUUCUUUCAACUCACUCUCCCUAUUUGAAUAAGAUGACCAGGCCCGCCAGCAUGAAGCACUUGUUAUUUGGGUUCCUGUUAGUUCAAAUGAGCAAAGGUCUAAUGGCUGUUGAAGAAGAAGAAGAGCAACUCCUUCCCUCGGAUGAACAGUUCUACAUCCAUCAGGUUUACAGAACAGGUUAUAAUGAACAGGAAUAUCUUAGAAGACAAAGGAGAGAUAUUCCGGCGGAAAAUUAUAUGGCUGUCCUAGAAAUAAGUUUCGCAAAUGCCUCACUUGGAGUUUCCUUAAAAAACAAUCUGAAUGACCCCCGUACACUCAAAGAGGCGCUUUCUUCCAUAGUGACAAUCACAGGAAUACAAGUUACUGAGAAUUUAUCAAACAUCACGGUGAACCCAGCAAACCCAUUUUUUGGAGACACGGUGAUGAUUCAGUGUCAGUUCAGUAACACUACGGAUGUUUCAUGGCGCCAUAACUUCAAAACACUUACAAACGGAAUUAAAUAUAGUAUCUCGAAUACGUCGGUGCUCUACACCCUGACUAUUAAGGAUCUCACCAGUGAAGAUGCAGGUAAUUACACUUGUACUGGCCCAGACAACCCAACCACCUCUCUGCAAAUCAAACCUGUAUUAAUUAACCCGAGCAGCAAUAUUCCUGUUGUCUGUGAUGGAACAGCGACCAAUUUAACUUGCUGCAGCAAUGACCUUGCUCUCUUCAAUGUCACCUGGACUCGAGCAGGACAAAUACCGAUUCCUGGAAUGCAAAGUAAGGAUUCUGCUUGUUCCAUAUACACUAUUCAAGCUAAUCCUUCUCAGUGCCCCUCUGAAAAAUCAGGAAGUAACACCAAUUACACAUGUACCUUCCAAGGUAUAUAUGGUGCCACCAGCUAUAAGGUCAUACAAGUCACCUAUCUGAAGCCAGCCACGGUUACCAUUUCAGGAAAUGAAUUAGUUUCUGCACAAUCUUCCCUGAGUCUGACAUGCAAAAGUGAUGUACCCAACAUUGACAGAGUAACCUGGAGCAUAAAUGACAAAGCAAUAGGGAAUGAUAAAUAUAUAUCAAACAAUGGUGUCUCCACUCUCACAGUGACGCCUGUGACCAUGGACUGGGCUGGCACCUACCUCUGCAUAAUGUAUCAGCAGAACUUACCCAGUAAGGACAGUCACGCAGUCAGAGUCCUGACGUUGCCCACCCAACAAGCAAUCCAAGUUGAUCCUGUAAAUACCUAUCAGAUAUGCAACAAAAUCCAGAUACUUAAUUGCUGUAUCCCGCUUGAUAGUUCCGCUGACUGUUCUGUAAAAUUUGUGUCAUCUACAACAGAGCUCAGUGAUGUAAGCAGUGAAACAUACGGAAAUCUGAAAUGUUUCUUGAGAGAGUACAAAAAAACAACAGACUGCGAACAACCCAUCGUCUUCAAGUGCGUGAUUUCCAACAGUAUUACAUUCGUGAGAAGCCUUGAUAUGACAAUAAACUAUUGGUCUGGAACUGGUAAUUCAAAGUGCAAGGCUUUAGAGACAUAUGUUCCCGAGUCUCCCAGUGGUGUGACUCUUCUCAUUCCGUGUCAGAAUAAAGAUCCCACACUAACAGGGAAUAUAACCUACUCUUGCAAUAAUGGAGAUUGGACGAGCCAAGAAAACUGUACUUCUGUUGUUGUCUUCAACCAGUUCCUGGAAGUUCAGAACUUGGCAAAUGCACCAAAACCUGAGAAGCUGAUGCCUGCGUUCAUUGAAAGCCUUUCCAAUAAUUCUGUAACUAACAAAGAAACCAUUUCAAGCUCAGCAAGCAACAUCAACAUGAUUGUGGACAUACUGACUGUUGUUUCAGAUAACAGUAAAAAUGUGCAGCCAGAAACCAUGGACAAAUUUAUCACUACAGUAAAUACCAUUGUGGACAAUACACAAGCUUGGACAACUAUAAAGGACAAGAGCUCACAACUUCUCCAGUCGGUGGAAAAUUUUGCAAGAAGCCUUACAAAUGUGACCAGCUUUACAAGUAACCAAACAAACACUAACAUUCAGUUAAAAGGGCAAACGUUAAAUGCAAGUGAGAGCUACAAUGAGACAUUCCAGCUGUCCGGAUUAAGUGGAGGAGUGUUGUUAGGAGAAGGUUUCCUGAGUGGGAACUCCUGCACUGUUGUCAGCAUCGCUUAUUCUACUCUGAAAGAUAUUCUGCCUUCUGCCUUUAACAAGACAAUCAAUGGCCUCGUUAUCUCAACGAAAGUGAUUCCAGAAACCAAAAACUCUGAUAAUUUUAAUGUAUCAUUGACCUUUAGUAAUAGCAACACUUCCCUGGCUGAUCCUGACUGUGUCUACUGGGAUUUCAGUAUAAAUAGUUGGAAUAAGGAAAACUGCUCUGCGUCAGUCAUUGGGAACACUACAGUCUGCAGCUGUAAUCACCUGACUUCCUUCGCUGUGCUUAUGGGUGCACAUGAUGCAACAAUACCAUCUAACACAACAGAUCCAGCACAAGCAGCCUUAGAUAUGAUUACUUACAUUGGCUUGGGGACGUCUCUCGCCUGCCUGUUUAUCACUCUGGUCAUUGAAGCCAUUGUCUGGAGGUCGGUGAUUAAGAACAAGACCUCGUACCUCCGCCACGUGUGCCUGGUGAAUAUUGCCGUGUCACUACUGGUGGGUGACAUCUUUUUUAUCAUUGGAGCAUCUUUGGAGAAGACUCCAGACUCCCCGGCCUGUACUGCUGUUGCGUUCCUCAGCUUCUACUUCUACUUGGCGCUCUUCUUUUGGAUGCUAACCACCGGGCUCAUCCUCUUUUACCGUCUGGUUUACAUUUUGCAUGACAUGAGUAGGAAGAUUAUGAUGAUCAUAGCAUUCUCUGUGGGAUAUGGCUGCCCUGCUCUUAUAGCCAUUAUCACAGUGGCUUCUACAGCACCGAAACAAGGAUUUACCAGUGGAAAAUAUUGCUGGCUUGACUAUAAUACAACCAAGAGCUUUCUUGCUUUUGUCGUGCCUGUUCUCACCAUUGUGUUUGUCAAUUCCAUCAUUUUGUUUGUGGUUAUAUACAAGUUACUAAGACCUACCAUUGGUGAAAGGCAAAGCAAAGAUGAAAAGAAGAUCUUAAUACAAAUUACCAAAAGUCUGGCUGUCCUUAUUCCUCUGCUGGGCCUCACUUGGGUUUUUGGCCUUUUAGUCGUGUCUGAUCCUACAAAUAGGGCGUUCGAGAUCAUAUUCACUAUCUUCAACUCAUUUCAGGGAUUAUUCAUUUUGAUUUCUACUGUGCUGUUGGACCAAAAGGUAAGGCUCGCAAUGAGAAACACAUUAUCCUGGACGACACAGAAGACAAAGUCGACAUCGGCUCUCACGUCCACUAGCCACUCACAGGAGUCACAGCGGAAAUUCCCGAAGAGAAAGAGAUUCAGAAGAAACCUGUUUCCUACCAAAGGUUUCUUCGACCUUUCCGAAUCACAGAUUUCCUCACAUGACUAUUCAACGGGAUCCUAUAAUGUGCUCACCUGAGAUGGCAGCCAUCUUGUGCAUUGCAUCACUUUAUGGUUUUUUGGGGUUAACGGUAAACCCAGAUUCUGCUAUAGACCUUUGAGGGGCCAAAUGUAUUGCUCUUUGUUUCAUAGUGGGGAAAUAUUGUGGAGAUGCUUCUUUCAGUGGUUACUAAAGUCAAGCAAAUAUUUUAGCUCUUCUCAAGACAAUCUGUGCUGCUAUUGUUCUAUUUUUUAUACACUUCAAUGUGAGGCUCUGCUGUCUUGUUAAAACAAACCCAGGUGACGGUUUGCCUAUUACCUGCCGGAAUAUUCAAGAAGAUCUAGCUUAUGAAGAGUCAGAGGGACACAGGCAGUAGGUCUCAUCAUGUUACAUUGCCACAAAGCUUGUUUUUGUUAAUAAAUAUCAGGAGACUAUUAUCCCAAAAAACAUGGUACUAUGAGACUGGGAGUCCAUGAACAUGUACGUCAGUCUAAUAAAGAUAACAUUAUGUGAUGGAAAUCCCUGUAUUUGCUCAGACUUCUUCAUCUUAUUGGGUCUUCAUGAUUCAUUUGCAGGUUAUGUUCCUAUUUGCAUAUGUUUUACACUAGAAUCCUAAUAUUAAAAAAAACACAGGUAAAGUGAUUUUGUGUCAUAGUUCCAAGAAUAUCUAGGUUAUGAGAAAUGUGACUCCAUAUCUUGAUUUAAUUGACCUACAAGAUGGCUUCCACCUCUAUACUGAUGAUACUCAGACCUAUCUCUCCUCUCCUGAUCUCAACCCAGAGCUCUUAACUCUGGUCUCCUCCUGCCUGUC